AUGUCAGGCGUAAAGGUCUCAGCAGGGGCUGAGCCCUACGUGUCGCAUGCGUCCUUAGUUGAGACGGCCAAGCGCUAUCUGACGAAGACCAAGUCACAAGAGCUCCUAAUUCGCUCAACGAUACUGAUCUUCGUAUAUCUUCUGGCGUUCUGCGUUCGGCUGUUCUCAGUGCUGCGCUACGAGAGCGUGAUCCAUGAGUUUGACCCAUACUUCAAUUAUCGUAGCACCAUUAAGCUUGUUCAGGAAGGGUUUUACGAAUUCUGGAACUGGUUCGACGCGGAGUCAUGGCACCCGCUAGGUCGCGUGGUCGGAGGCACGGUGUACCCCGGCCUCAUGUUUACGGCAGGGAUCUUAUACAAAGUGUCAAAGUUCCUCACGGCGUGCAUUAAGCUACGGGACAUCUGCGUCUUCACGGCGCCAUUCUUCGCCGGCAACACGGCGAUGAUUGCGUAUCUGUUUGGUAAGGAGCUCAAGGACACGGAGACCGGCCUAGUGGCCGCAGCACUGAUGGCCAUCGUACCCGGCUACAUCUCCCGCUCCGUGGCGGGCUCCUUCGACAACGAGGCCGUUGCCAUCUUUGCGCUCGUGACCACCUUCUACCUGUGGGUGCGUGCCGUGAACCAGGGCACCAUUGCCUCCGCCGUGCUUGCCGCAUUCGCCUACCUGUACAUGGCGGCGUCCUGGGGUGCCUACGUCUUCAUCUCCAACCUCAUCCCGCUCUACGUCAUCAUCAUGUUUGUCAGCGGAAGGUACUCUCGGCGCAUCUACGUGGCCUACACCACUUUCUGGGCGGUGGGCAGCCUGCUGGCGAUGCAGGUUCGCUUCAUCGGCUUCAACCACGUGACCUCCAACGAGCUGCUCUCCUUUAACGGAGUAUUCGUAGGGCUGCAGGUAUGGGAGGCGAUUGUGUUCCUGCGCGCCAAGUUGGGCUCCAAGCAGUUUGGUCAGCUGGUCUACCUGGCAGCCGUGUGCGCCGGGGCUGUGGGUGCAGCGGGCACUUCCAUCCUGGUGCUGAGCGGCAAGCUGAACCCAUGGACCGGACGCUUCUGGACGCUUCUGGAUCCUACCUAUGCCAAGAAGUUCAUUCCCAUCGUGGCCUCGGUUUCGGAGCAUCAGCCCACCACCUGGGCCUCUUACAUGUUUGACCUGCACAUGCUGGUCUUUGCCGGCCCGGCGGGACUGUACUUCUGCUUCAAGCGCCCCACGGACGGCACUAUUUUUCUCAUCGUCUUUGCCCUCACCGCCAUCUACUUCUCGGGCAUCAUGGUCCGUCUGAUGCUGGUGGCGGCUCCAGCAUUCGUGCUUCUCUCCGCCAUCGCCAUCUCCAGCACGCUGCAGUCCGCAACUAAGGAGCUGCGUGCCGCCGCGCCGGCGGACGCCACCGCCGGCGGCCCCGCCGCCGCCACGGGCGACACCCCCAAGAAGCGCUCCUCAUCAAAGCGCGCUGCCGCCGCCUCUGGUGAGGCCGCCUGGUCCACCGGCAGGGCCCCCAACCUGUGGAUCCUGGCCCUCACCGCUCUGGCCAUGUGGUCCUUCUCCAACCAUUGCAUCUGGGUCACCUCGGAGGCUUACUCCUCGCCGUCCAUUGUACUCAUCAGUGGCUGGGGCCCGCAUCGCCACGUGCUCGAUGAUUUCCGAGAGGCAUACUACUGGCUGCGCCACAACACCGCCCCCGACGCCAAGGUCAUGUCCUGGUGGGACUACGGCUACCAGAUCACUGCCAUGGGCAAUCGCACCGUCAUCGUGGACAACAACACCUGGAACAAUACGCACAUUGCGACAGUGGGUCGCGCCAUGGCCUCCAACGAGACGGAGGCGUACAAGAUCAUGCGGCAGCUGGAUGUGGACUACGCUUUGGUCAUCUUUGGCGGCAUGAGCGGUUAUUCCUCCGACGACAUCAACAAGUUCCUGUGGAUGGUGCGAAUCGGAGGAGGCGUGUUCCCGGUCAUCAAGGAGUCUGACUACCUGGCCAAUGGCGACUACACCGUGAGCAGCCGUGGCACGCAGACCAUGCUCAAUAGCCUCAUGUAUAAACUGUCAUACUAUGAUUUUGGCAACAUAAUGACGGAGCAAGGCAAGGGCACCGGGUACGACCGAGUGCGUAACUAUGAGAUCGGCAACAAGGACGUCAAGCUUGACCACCUGUACGAGGCUUUCACCUCGGAGCACUGGAUCGUGCGCAUCUAUCGCGUUAAGGAUCUCGAAAACCGCUUCUAAUCUGCUGCGACGUUGGCGGCGACGCACAGGAUCAUAGUGAGGAG
Messenger RNA from Volvox carteri f. nagariensis, 2261 nucleotides. RefSeq lists its product as uncharacterized. Gene Ontology annotation, cellular component: membrane. Gene Ontology annotation, molecular function: oligosaccharyl transferase activity. The transcript is spliced from 14 exons. Bases 1 to 2217 code for a protein of 738 amino acids. Lineage: Eukaryota; Viridiplantae; Chlorophyta; Chlorophyceae; Chlamydomonadales; Volvocaceae. The record is from RefSeq and is a predicted model, not a curated record.